CAAUCAUCCAAGUUUCUCACCAGACCUUUUCAUCAUUCUUGAUUUUUUUUUUCGAAGGUUUUUUUUGAAGUUGAGUUCAAAGGCAAGAUACCACAAUGAAUCCCAAGAUGAAAAUUGCUCGGACGGUCCUCGGUGUUAUUGGGAAUAUCACCUCCGGGGCAUUGUUCCUUUCUCCAGUCCCUACAUUUCGUAGGAUUUGGAAGAACAAAUCCACUCUUGAAUAUCACCCUUACCCCUACUUGGCUGGGGUAUUAAACUGUAUAUUUUGGGUGUUAUAUUCCAUGCCAUUCGUCCAUCCACAUAGCACGCUUAUCACAACAAUAAACUCGUUUGGCCUUUUUCUUUAUUUGUGCUAUCUAGCCAUGUUCUUUUACUACACAGAUCCGAAAAUCCCAGCAAAGUCAAAGGAUAGGUUGAAGGUUGUCGUUUUUUUAAUUUUGGAGUUGAUUUUUGCGGGAGCAAUAAGUGCUGUUACUAAAAUAGCAUUCCAUAACCCUGAAUCAAGGACUAAAUUUGUUGGUUCCGUUUGUGUUGUGUUCGGUAUCAUUCUUUAUGGUUCCCCUCUCUCCGUAAUGCGUAAGAUCAUCAAGACCAAGAGUGCGGAAUUCAUGCCGUUUUGGAUCUCUUUAGCCGGUUUCUCCAACGGCAUAGUUUGGUCUGCAUAUGCUUUUCUUCCACUCGAUUUCUUCGUUCUGACUGGUAAUGGAAUUGGUGCCCUAUUGUCGACGAUUCAAUUGAUCCUUCAAUGCAUGUAUCGCAACACUACUCCAAAGAACAAAACAAAGCCAUCUGAAGUGCAGCUCCAGAUUGAUGCAAAUAAAACCCCAGUUUAGAGGUUCCAACUCGGGUUUUCUUCUAAUUUUCGGAAUUGAGUUGUUUUUGUUAGGAUCAAAAUGUUUUCAACUUUAUUAUGAGUUUGGUGCUUUUCCUAUUUCAAAGCGUCAGUUUUAUCACAUUUAAUGAUGCAUUUCAUUUUUCCUUUUUCGUUUCUUGUACGAGUCAAUAAGUUGUGAGAUUUUCUCCCAGAGAAUAAUUAUUCCUGU
Oldenlandia corymbosa var. corymbosa is the source of this 1043-nucleotide messenger RNA. The record is from the annotation of a GenBank genome assembly. NCBI's taxonomy places the organism in Eukaryota, Viridiplantae, Streptophyta, Magnoliopsida, Gentianales, Rubiaceae.